AUGGACGACGAGGAAAUGGUGAUGUUCCAAUCAGAUUGGUGCUCUCCAAGGCGACUCCACGACAGCCCCACUGAAUACCACUUUCCCGCUGAUCGUUACAUCCCCAACAGAAGCUUGAUGAAUCUUGAUCAAGUCCGUAGCUCCUUCACAAACGGAACCAGACCACUCUACAAUCCCAAGUUCAGUGAUCUUUACAGGAGGAGGUUAUCAGAUAGCCUAACUCUCGACUCAGAAGGGAAACCCUUGAGGAUGUUGGUUUUCAGAGGAAGCCCCAAAUCCAGCCGUAAACCUCUUCGUUUCAUCGACCAGAUGCGACAGGAAGACGCAGCGGCACUCUCUCGUGCUCACCAAACCCAUCAACCUCGCCGUUUGCCCAAGAAAGAAACGAGGAUCCUGGACGCUCCAAGGAUCAGGAAUGACUACUACGGCAGCAUAAUCGACUGGGGCAAGAACAAUGUGCUCGCCAUUGUUCUAGGGAGGGAAUUGUACCUCUGGAACUCCCUGAACCAGUCAGUAACCAAGUUGUUGGACGUUGAGCAGCUUAGCAUCAACGACGACCACGACCGUCCCAUCAGCGUAGCUUGGUCGCAGGAUUCGAGGAGCUUGGCGGUUGGUUACAUGUUCUCCAAGCUGCAGCUCUGGGAUGUCGAGACUUCCAAAUGCAUUCGAAGCCUGCAAGGGCAUACGUCGAGGAUUUCAACGAUUGCCUGGAACGGUCAUAUUGUAACAUCAGGAAGUCGAGAUAGGUCCAUCACGAACCAUGAUGUGAGGGCAGGCAGCAGCCCGAUUUCGUGCAUAGUAAGGCACACAGAUGAGGUUUGCGGGGUGAAAUGGUCGGGAGGAGGCAACUUGCUUGCGAGUGGUGGGAACGAGAACUCGGUCUACAUUUGGGAAGCUUCGAAGAUGAGCUCGUCCAAAUUUCUGCACCGCUUCACCGAACAUACAGCUGCUGUCAAAGCUCUCGCAUGGUCUCCUUACCAGUUCGGGGUACUUGCCUCGGGAGGAGGAACAAAUGAUAGGUGUAUCAAGCUCUGGAAUACUCAGAAUGGAACCCGUUUGGCAAGUGUUGACACUCAAGCCCAGAUAUGUGGACUGGAAUGGAACAGACAUCAUAAGGAGAUCCUAGGUGGGCAUGGAUAUGGCACCGGGGCGCUCAGAAAUCACCUGUCCUUGUGGAAGUACCCCUCCAUGGAAAGAGUUGGGGAGCUUAGAAAUCAUAACUCAAGAAUAAUCAGUCUCUCUCAGAGUGCUGAUGGAUUAACUGUGGUUUCAGCUGGCGCGGAUGAAACUCUUAGGUUCUGGGAGAUCUUUGGGCCACCAUGUAAGGAGAAGCUUUCAGAUCUUGACAGCCUUCUAUCUCUCAAAACAUUUCCCAUGAGAUAGAUAGACUGCUUUUUGAACUGAACCCAGUAUUGGUUUACAAAGGACCCUUUUUGCCUAUUCCAUUGUAAAUUACUGCCUAUCACUAGAAGGUUAUAACUGUGAAUAGACGUCAGAAAGUGAAGGAA
Messenger RNA from Linum tenue, 1508 nucleotides. Lineage: Eukaryota; Viridiplantae; Streptophyta; Magnoliopsida; Malpighiales; Linaceae. The record is from the annotation of a GenBank genome assembly.